CUGCCCUUUGGAGACAAACCAUUUUACUUGUAGUGUCUGCAUCAAGUCUAGAAGCAAGGACUCAAAUUUAACAGAAUCCACCUUAUAAUCUCCUGCCUUUACGCAAGCCCACCUUUCGCCACACCGCGUGAGAAAAACGGAAGGGAGAAAAAAGAGACAUUUCGGAGUAAUAAGGCAGCAUUCCCUAAACAAGGGGGAAAGAACACCACAACAGGAACCAUUUGGACUUGAGAGACGGGAGGGGGGGAGUAAGUACUCUCAAGGCAGAAAAUUUGAUGAUGACCAUGACUACGAUGGCUGACGGUCUGGAGGCUCAGGACUCGUCAAAAUCGGCUUUCAUGGAGUUUGGUCAGCAGUCGCACUCGCAGCAGAGCUCUCCGUCGAUGGCCGCCAGCCACUACCCGCUCCACUGCCUCCAUUCCGGCUCCCACGCUCACCAGCACGACAACUCUCCGUAUUCGGGCUCAAACUCGUAUAACAGGUCGUUAUCAUACUCGUACAUGAGCCAUCCGCACCACAGUCCAUACCUCCCGUCCUACCAUAAUAACGCCGCCGGCACACAGACAAGAUUAGACACAGAACAGCAGAAAACAACAGUGAUUGAAAACGGAGAAAUACGUUUCAACGGCAAAGGCAAGAAGAUUCGAAAGCCGAGAACAAUUUAUUCCAGUUUGCAGCUUCAGGCGUUAAACCACAGAUUCCAGCAAACUCAGUAUCUCGCCCUGCCGGAGCGCGCGGAGCUGGCGGCUUCCCUCGGACUCACACAGACUCAGGUAAAAAUCUGGUUCCAGAAUAAAAGGUCGAAGUUUAAGAAGUUGCUGAAGCAAGGCAGUAAUCCCCACGAGAGUGACCCGCUGCCGGGCUCCAUCGCUCUGUCCCCGCGCUCUCCCGCAAUUCCUCCCAUAUGGGACGUGUCCGCGUCUUCCAAGGGAGUGAACAUGUCUGCCAAUAGCUACAUGCCCGGCUACUCACACUGGUACUCCUCACCUCAUCAGGACUCUAUGCAGAGAUAGGCUGCUAAUCAAUGGCGGUAUAGGCCCGAGGCCUCCUCGCUGACUCUCGUUUAGUUUCUCCCCGCGCUGUGAUAACAAGAAUGACCCACAUUGCCAUCUGUAAACACAAACUGAGGACAUUUUUCCUGUGGGAAGUUUCAUGUGAAGGAUAAACAACGAUCUCCUGCGUGGCGGACAGUGGAUCUAAACUGUUGCAACUCAAAUGGGAUUGCUUCCACAAUCCCUGCUAUAUCUAUUGACUUAUAAACCAAACACAUAGCUCCAUCACCAGCAUGGGACAAAAGCGGAAGCGGAAAGAACACUGACGCCUUUUCAAAUAACCCAUGUGUCACAUUUGAAAAAAACAAAAACAACAAAAAAAAAAAUUGCGGUCUUUGCGUUAUGAUUACAUGAUUUUCAUCAAGCAAAAAAAGCAAUUUGUUUGUAAAUAUGUUGUCUAAUUUUAGUUGUAAAAUACUUUUUAUGUUUUGUCAUAAAUCCAGUAAAAAACAUGGCUUCAAACAAUGCGUCAUGCCCUGGAUUUGUUCUUUUUCCCCCCAACAUCACUGACAAUCGAAUGCUUUUUAUUCACAUUUGAUUUUUGUUAUUAAAUAGAUUACAUUGUUGAA
Messenger RNA from Tachysurus vachellii, 1621 nucleotides. RefSeq names its product distal-less homeobox 6a (gene dlx6a). The record is from RefSeq and is a predicted model, not a curated record. The transcript has 3 exons. NCBI's taxonomy places the organism in Eukaryota, Metazoa, Chordata, Actinopteri, Siluriformes, Bagridae. Gene Ontology annotation, molecular function: RNA polymerase II cis-regulatory region sequence-specific DNA binding; DNA-binding transcription factor activity, RNA polymerase II-specific. Gene Ontology annotation, biological process: regulation of transcription by RNA polymerase II; cell differentiation; embryo development. Bases 276 to 1013 code for a protein of 245 amino acids.